AUGGCAGUCGAAAGCUCUUCCGGCAUUCGCAACGAUGUACUGCUUCCUGACUCGGUGCGGGAGUACAUCUCAGAGCACAGGCUUGAAAAAGUCGUCACAUCAGCUUUGAAUUGUGUAAUUCAGCAUAUGCCAGAAGAUCCGUAUGCUCGACUCGCAGAGGAGCUGUCCAAAAGCAGCAUCUCUGCUCCACGCUUUGUAGCGCUGAGACCGGACACCUCCGUCCCAAGGAAGUUGCUUCAGUUCUACGUGGUCGUUGCCACUCGCGGGGUGAACAUUCGGAUUCACAAGCUGUCCCUAGGUCACGCCCUGUGUCCGGCUCACAGCGAUGCCGGCGUUCAGGGCAGAGAUGAGGAAAAGCUGGUGUUUGCGGUGCAGGACUUCUUCGCCAGAUCGUUCCAGGAUGUCUAUGUCGAUGACUUCUUGUCACUGCAUGAAAAAUGUAUCGGGAUGGCAGCGCAUUGCUUGGGCACUUCCGAGGAACAUCUUGAACUCGCGGCGUCGCUCGCGCUCACGAACCAGCUCUUAGAUGCUGGAGCUGCUGCGAUGAACUUGGGAAGCCUGGACUUUCUGCAACAUGCGCUUUCAAAGUUGGUGCCUGAUUUCGUGUCACCACCUUUGCGGUCGCCGAGUGACCUCUCCAACUGGCAAGGGAGAUGGCCUCACUUUGCGGUUCCCCUAUUGCAGGGAGGAGGGCCGAGUGCUUUGACACCCACUUCCUUGCGCUGCUGCGUGGCUUUGUCGCCCAUGGCGCUGGCCGAGGCGGCCGAUGGACACCUCACCUUCGGCUGGCUCGCAAGGCUCUUCGAGGUGCUGAAAGGUGCCAAAGCCGAAGUUAUAAAGUCAUUACAGGCAGACAAGGCGACUGCAGCACUCGUGGUUGAUGGAAAUCCUUAUGCCCUGCCUGGCGGCCUUGCGCCCACACUGCAACUUGCUCAGAAGGCUUUGGAGUCAGCACCUGCAUCGGAUUCAUCCAAGGUGCAUGGCUUGCUCAUUGUCAAUGCAGAGGAGGCUUGGCGAGAAGAAGAGGGUGUGUACGAAGUUGAGACGGGGAAGCAGAAGUCGCUUGAAGAGCUCGUCGACUUCUACGCAGAAAUUGCAGAGGACGGCUGGCUGACGACCUUCGUGAAUCCUUUCCGCGAGGCUGAUGCUCAAGCUGGUGCCGAAUUGCUGAGGGCACGCAGGCCAGAGAUAAAAGUAGUUCAGGACUAUGGCCUGGAUGUACCGGAGCCUGUGGAAGAGCUGGCCUUUAGCUGCGCUUGGCACCUGGCUCAGACGCUGCCUUCGGCCCUGCGGCAAUACGCGGAGCAGGCGACGGCAUGGCAGGAGGUUGCCGAUGGCUUCGGGUGCUGUGUUUAUCUGGGUGCACAAGCAUUAGAAUCGAUGCCAGCGAUUCUCGAGGCACUGCUAGCUUGCGCUGGCGUUCAGGUUAUCUACAUGCCAGAGGAGAUUGCUGAUGAUCUCGUCAAGCAGGUCUCUCACCGGCAGGACGAGGUGCUGCAUCGAAUACACGCUGCAGAAAGGAACGUGUAG
Molecule: messenger RNA, 1530 nt
Organism: Symbiodinium necroappetens
Lineage: Eukaryota; Dinophyceae; Suessiales; Symbiodiniaceae
Source: the annotation of a GenBank genome assembly